GCUACCGAUCGAUGCAAACUAGAACUAGUAGACAUUCCGACAGCUUCUUCCCUCUUGCGAUCAACUUCUUAAACACGUGACCUACAAUUCCAUGACAACAUGCUGGCAAUUGUUUGACUUGAGUUCGUUGUCACAUUUCUGUGGGGCCAAUGAUGUAUUACUCGUGUAUACCACUCAUGCCAGAGUAGCAUCUGCUCCACUUGCACACCGAUUGAGGAGUAUCUGCAACAUUUGCAUAAUCAACAUUGUCCCAGAUAAUCGCACUACUCGUCACUUGAAACCGCAUCCACUCCUUGAAGUCUCAGCGCCCCUUGCACAACGGUCAUUGCACCGGACUAUUGCGAUAUUAGUCAUUCGAACUGCUCGAAGUGCUAGAGGACUCUGCAUCUUUUUGCACAAUUGUCCCAAAAAACAAAAUAAAAAUUUCCCGGCAUUACCAGAUAACUAGCAACCCUUUACUGCUCGGUGACUGUUUUUUGUUUUUGUCAAUGUCUUUGUGUCUCCAAAGUGUUCUCUGCCAAUCGACCGUCUGUUGUCGUACUCGAGCGGCUCCAACUACCGGAGACAAAUUCCUUGUGUGUUUUUGGACAUACUUGGCAAAGAAAGAUGAUUCUGAUUCUGAUUCUGAAGAUGCAUGCAUUUGAGUCGAUUAUUCAAGUAUUUUGGGUUGGAGAAGUAUUGCACAAACAUACACGAUUAAACGUGUUUAUUUUUUCUUGGUCAGUUGAUUUGUGUUUUAUGCAUAUUCACAUUUGCUUUUUUUGGUUUUGUAUUAAGUCGAGUCACGUGUUCUAACGUGAAUUUUAUUUUGUAAAGUUAAUUGCACUUACGGUUUCCGCUGCAGUUACGUUGUUUCCGGCCACUUUUUUUUUUCCCCUUUUUUCUUUACGUAAACGGCCGCUCCACUCGCUUCUAUGCACUUCGCUAAAUCUUCCCGAAUUAGAAGCGAACGUGCUGAAUUCUCGUCGAAUCACGUUUAUCACCACUUCGCUGAACGAAAACAUAAUUGAUCGAAUCAUCGUGUCCGGUUGAAAAGUUCGUCUCGGUGCACGUUGAAGCUUCUCGGCCUAGUUUAGCUUAGCUUAGCUUAGCUUAGCUUAGCUUAGCUUGCUCACCGCUCACAACGAGAUGGCGUUUGUGAUCACCAAGCGGAGAUCAAGUGUUGUGAUCGUCGUGUGAAAAUGUGUGCAAGGAGGACGCCGCGGUACGAGGAUGAAUUUUGGGUACCAAAAGAUGAGAACGAGCCACAAGUUCAACGACUGGACGCCGUUUGCAAGACGCAGCCUCGAGUUGAGUUACGCACAGCAGACGUCAGGGAAAACCUUGGUCCUGAGCGGCAGCAGCCGGAGCCCGCUCACAUGAAAGAGGAAGAGGAGGACGAAGAGGUUCAUCACAUCAAAGAGGAUGACGAGCAAUUUCGUCACCAUAAAGAGGAAGAGCAGGAGGAAACUGUCAAGGUUACAUUGACUGGUUUGCCUUUGAAGAGUGAAGAGGAAAAUGAAGGUCAACGUGAGGAGAGCAGAGGGGCGGAGCCUCCAAGCAGCAGCAGCUCAAGUCAACACAUGACAACCGAAGGUGAUGGGGAAGACCACUGUGGAGGAUCACAAGCAGACGGCCUCUUCGCUCCACUAUCAGAUGGUGACGACACAACGUCACACUCUUCAGCAACUGAUGAUGAGGAACAGUCUGAAGGUCACACCGACAACAAACACUGGAAAUGUUCUCAGUGUGGCAAAACCUUUGCUUAUAAGUGUGCUUUGGAGCAACACAUGCGAAUGCACACUGGUGAGAAACCUUUUGCCUGUUCAAUUUGCGGCCAAAGAUUCUCUCAGAAGGGAAACUUGAACAUUCACAACAGAACACACACUGGUGAGAAACCAUUUGCCUGCUCAGUUUGUGGCCAAACAUUUUCUGAGAAGGGAACCUUAAAAAGUCACACAAGAAAACACACUGGUGAGAAACCAUUUGCCUGCUCCGUUUGUGGCCAAAGAUUCUCUGAGAAGGGAACCUUAAAAAAUCACACAAGAACGCACACUGGGGAGAAACCAUUUGCCUGCUCAGUUUGUGGCAAACAGUUCUCUGUAAAGGGACACUUAAUAGUACACACAAGAACUCACACUGGUGAGAAACCAUUUUUAUGCUCCGUUUGCGGGCAAAGAUUCUUUCAGAGGGGAAAUCUAAACAAACACUCGAGAACACACACUGGGGAGAAACCGUUUUCGUGCUCAGUUUGUGGUCAAAGAUUCUCUGAGAAUGGAAACUUAAAAAUUCACACGAGAACGCACACUGGGGAGAAACCAUUUGUUUGCUCAGUUUGUGGUCAAAGAUUCUCUGAGAAGGGAACCUUAAAAAUUCACACAAGAACCCACACUGGGGAUAAACCAUUUGCAUGUUCAUUUUGUGGCCAAAGAUUCCCUCAGAAAGGAAACUUGAAAAGUCACACAACAACACACACUGGGGAGAAACCUUUUGCCUGCUCAGUUUGUGGUCAAAGAUUCUCGAAGAAGGGAACCUUAGAAAGUCACACAAGAACACACACUGGGGAGAAACCUUUUUCUUGCUCAGUUUGCGGUCAAAGUUUCACUAAAAAGGGAACGUUAAAAGGUCACAUAAGAACACACACGGGUGAGAAACCAUUUGCCUGUGGAGAUUGUGGUAAAAGAUUUUCUCACCGCCACCAUGUUAAGACGCAUAAGUGUUUUGGUGCUCAAAGCAGUGCUCAAUGAUUGUGUUCUGUGUACCUUCUUAAUGGUCUCCUGUGGAUGCAUGUUGAGAAUUUACACUCAUAACACUGCGAGAUCCGGCCGGCCGCAUUUUAUGUGGCCUGCAAAAGCAAAGAAACAUUUCAGAUUGUGUUCUAGUGUAAUCUUGUUGAGAUAUUGCAUUUUUUUUUUUUUUUUGGUUGAAAAGAAAUGUCAUGGUUGAAAAACAUGUUUUUAUUGGCUUCUGAUUUCAAAAGGGGUUUAUUCAUCAAUUUGUUGUGUACACCGAAUGUAAUUAAAUAUGAUAAUUCAUUGAUAUGAGCUGACAAGUCAUUACUGCGAUGUGGCCCGUGACAAAAAGGAGUUUUUGCGAUGUGCAUUGCAGCCGACUUGUGGGGAAGGGGCUGGUUAGCGAGGGUAGUGUUACAUGUUGACCUGCGUCUUUGCCCUUCCUGCCUGGAAGUUACUGUCAACUCCUAAAGUGUUGAAUAAAGUUGACAUUCUGUA
Messenger RNA from Phyllopteryx taeniolatus (common seadragon), 3209 nucleotides. RefSeq names its product gastrula zinc finger protein XlCGF57.1-like. The record is from RefSeq and is a predicted model, not a curated record. Lineage: Eukaryota; Metazoa; Chordata; Actinopteri; Syngnathiformes; Syngnathidae. The transcript is spliced from 2 exons. Bases 1182 to 2726 code for a protein of 514 amino acids.